AUGGAAUGCAAAGAGUUCGAUAAGCAAGAAAACUGCCUACCAGUCAUUUUCUUCUCCGAUGAUGAUUUGAUCUGCGAUGCAGAGCAUAACAGACCAUUAAUGAUAGAAGGUCAUAUCCGUGGGAAGAAGUCUAAUUACACAGUGCCAUUGCCGUAUGUUGAAAGAAAUAAGCCAUUUUUAGUGGCUCCAGGAAGAUUUCAGGAAAAGCGAGAAAAAUUCCAAGGAUUGGGGGCAGAAUCAUCGGUGAACAUGGUUACAACUGAGCAGUUAUCGGAGGAGGAUCUUAAAAUAGUCGAACAUCCUGCAAUGGCUCCAAAGCAAAUGGAAGACAGGGGGCAACUGACGAUAGACAGUUUGCAAGAAAUAAACCUGGGAACGGAAGAAGAGCCGAGGAACACAUUCGUCAGCGUAGGUCUUUCUGAACAAGAAUUUGAGAAAUACGUCCAGCUUCUCAAAGAAAAUAAAGACGUCUUCGCUUGGACGUAUGCGGAGAUGCUAGUUAUGCCAUUUGGUCUCAAGAUUGCUAGGGCAACAUAUCAAAGGGCAAUGCAGAAUAUCAUCCAAGACAUGAAGCAUAAACAUGUCGAGUGUUAUGUCGAUGAUUUGGUGGUCAGGUCAGGAGAUCAUCAGGAGCAUCGCGAACAUUUGGCAUCAGUUUUCCAUCGGCUUAGAAAGAAACAGCUGAAGAUGAAUCCGACUAAAUGCGCAUUUGGGAUGUCUUCAGGCAAAUUUCUUGGUUUCGUCAACUGA
Molecule: messenger RNA, 750 nt
Organism: Magnolia sinica
Lineage: Eukaryota; Viridiplantae; Streptophyta; Magnoliopsida; Magnoliales; Magnoliaceae
Exons: 4
Coding region: 1-750 (249 amino acids)
Source: RefSeq, a predicted model, not a curated record